Messenger RNA from Aureobasidium subglaciale EXF-2481, 2727 nucleotides. RefSeq lists its product as uncharacterized. The transcript is spliced from 3 exons. Lineage: Eukaryota; Fungi; Ascomycota; Dothideomycetes; Dothideales; Saccotheciaceae. The record is from RefSeq and is a predicted model, not a curated record. Gene Ontology annotation, molecular function: calcium ion binding; calcium channel activity. Gene Ontology annotation, biological process: intracellular calcium ion homeostasis; calcium ion transmembrane transport. The coding region runs from base 1 to 2727 and encodes 908 amino acids. Gene Ontology annotation, cellular component: membrane.
AUGAACAACGGCGAUGCGACCAUCGACAUUCCCUUGCAGGAGGUGCACACAGCAAACACCAGGAAUGACAGCUCGACGCCCUUUGCCGGCAAUGGCGACGGCCUCUCGAAGACCACAUCCCGCCAACCCCCACGCACAAUCGCCGGACGACGAGCCAGGAGGAACAUGAACAACGAGUCGGUCGGCUACGAUGGAGAGGAAGACACGCUCAACCGCAUGGGCAGAAUCUACAACAAGAUCCUCAACUUCAGCAUCAUCACCCGCUACUUUGUCUACGUCUCUCCCCUCGCUCUCUGCAUCGCCAUUCCCAUCAUUGUUGGAGCCACGGCUGCACCCAAUGCGAAGAUUGGCGGUGUCCCAAUCGUCUGGUUCUUCACAUGGAUUGAGAUUGUCUGGCUGAGUCUGUGGGGUUCCAAGAUCGUUGCCCAUUUCCUCCCCUUUGUCUUCCAAUUCGUCGCCGGUGUCGUCAGCUCGGGCACUCGCAAGUACGCACUCAUCAUCAAGGCCCUCGAGAUUCCACUAUCUCUGGCAGGAUGGGCUAUUGCCUCUCUAGCCACCUUCAUCCCUCUCAUGACACGCAAUCCCUACGGCCGCGCCCACAACCAAGCAAUGUCCCACUGGAUGAAGAUCAUGAACCAGAUUCUGGCCGCUUGCCUGAUCGGUACCCUCGUACUCUUGAUCGAAAAGUUCUUCAUUCAGCUCAUCAGCAUCAAUUACCACCGCAAGCAGUUCAACGCCCGUAUCAAGGAUUCGAAGCGCAACGUCUUCUUGCUCGGCUUGCUCUACGACGCCUCCAGAGCUCUUUUCCCGGCCUACGAGACCUUUGCCGAAGAGGAUUACAUGAUCGCCGAUCAGCUCAACCUCAGCAUGUUGGGCGGAAAGAAGGGGGCAGACCACAAGCGUUCCGGUUCAGUCACUCCAUUCCGUUUGUUGCAGAACGUUGGAAGAUUUGGUGAUCAGGUCACCUCGGCCUUCGGAAACGUCGCUCAGGAGAUUACUGGAAAGCAGGUCUUCAACCCCAACAGUGCUCAUUCUAUCGUUACUGGCGCACUCGAGAAGAGACGCACCUCCGAGGCCUUGGCCAGACGUUUGUGGAUGUCUUUUGUCAUGGAGGGCAAGGAGGCAUUGUACGAGGACGACAUAAUCGAAGUUCUCGGUGACAACCGCCGAGAGGAAGCCGAAGAGGCUUUCAUCAUGCUCGACAAGGACUGCAACGGUGACAUUUCUCUCGACGAAGCUGUCCAGCAGAUCAUCCAAAUCAGCCGUGAUCGUAAGGCUCUUGGUACUAGCAUGCACGAUGUUGAUCAAGCCAUCAACGUUCUGGACAGACUUCUUAUGGUCAUCGUCUUCAUCAUCAUCAUAUUCACCUUCAUCGCCUUUCUCAACGCCAGCUUUACCACCACACUGGCCACUGCUGGAACCACUCUUCUCUCCUUGUCAUUUGUCUUCUCCGUUACCGCCCAGGAAGUCUUGGGAUCCUGUAUCUUCCUGUUUGUCAAGCACCCUUACGACAUUGGAGAUCGUGUUGACAUUGGCGCCGACCAUCUCGCUGUCGACCACAUUUCUCUGUUGUUCACCGUCUUCCGUCGCAUCAGUGGUGCAGAAGUUGGCAAAUGCGUCCAGAUCCCCAACAACGUGUUGAACACUCUCUGGGUCGAGAACGUCAGUCGCAGCAAACUUAUGAAGGAACAGCUUACUCUCGACGUCAGCUUCGACACUACUUUCGAGGACAUUCAGCUCCUCAAGAACGAGCUCAUCAACUUCGUCAUGGACAAGGACAACAGCCGCGACUUCCUACCUGACAUUGACGUUGAGGUGCUAGGAACUUCAGACAUGUCCAAGCUGCAACUGAGAGUCGAGGUCAGACACAAGGGAAACUUUGCCAACGAGACGCAACGUGCAGCUAGACGCUCCAAAUUCAUGUGCGCACUCGUCCAAUCAAUCCGUAGAGUUCCUAUCCACGGUCCUGGUGGUGGCGCCGAUGCACUGGGCGGUCCUGCAAACCCCACUUACUCCGUUUCAGUCUCUGAUGGAUAUGCUAGUGAGGCUCGCGAAGCCUCUGCUGACUCCAAGGACAAGGCUCGUCUUGUGCCACUCAAGAAGGUCGAAGAAGCCUUGAGCCCUUCUCAGACACGAUCAAAACACACAGGCACUGGCCCUCUUGGCCUCUCAGCCAAGGAAGCUGCAAUUGUCAACAACUUGCACUCCCAAGCACCGGGACUGGACACUACUCGCGAGGAGCCAUGGAUGGAGAACGGCAGUAGCACAUUGGAUGAGCGUACAAGCAUGGACCGCGCUCAGGACAUCGAAGAAGUCCGAGGCCUGCUUCAGAGAGAGAACACAAAGGGCAAACGUCGUCCGUCGAACCACCCUUCCAAUGUACCCGCCGUACCGACCAUCACCGAGACGGUGCCUCCGUUCGCCUACACUGGAUACGCACAAACAGCUGAAGCAAGUCUCGAAGUUGACGAGUAUGAGCAGUACCGUACCCAAGCUCAAGGCGGUCAAACGGGCCAGGGAUUGAACCUCAGCAUUCCAAACACUGGACCUGCUCUUCCUACCAGCCCAUCGGCGUAUGUCCAAGGCUCAAACUAUGUCGAUGUGGACAGGACGACAUCGGGCCGUCAAGGUCAGAACACCGACAUCAGACAGGUGGGCAGAAGCCCUAGCAACCCUUACCGUCAACAAUCGACCAAAAGAGCUUCCAAUCCUUACGAUAGCGAUUGA